UCUCAACUCCUAUGUAAUGACUAGAUGGUGAUGUAUGGUGUUCUGUUUAUCAGAACUACCUUGGGGUGCUUCUACUGUGGGUAACAGUACUAUCUUCACAAAUGUAGAGAGCCCGCGGCCCACAGUAAACGUAGAGAGCCCGCGGCCCACAGUAAAUGUAGAGAGCCCGCGGCCCACAGUAAAUGUAGAGAGCCCGCGGCCCACAGUAAAUGUAGAGAGCCCGCGGCCCACAGUAAAUGUAGAGAGCCCGCGGCCCACAGUAAAUGUAGAGAGCCCGCGGCCCACAGUAAAUGUAGAGAGCCCGCGGCCCACAGUAAAUGUAGAGAGCCCGCGGCCCACAGUAAAUGUAGAGAGCCCGCGGCCCACAGUAACUGUAGAGAGCCCGCGGCCCACAGUAACUGUAGAGAGCCCGCGGCCCACAGUAAAUGUAGAGAGCCCGCGGCCCACAGUAAAUGUAGAGAGCCCGCGGCCCACAGUAACUGUAGAGAGCCCGCGGCCCACAGUAACUGUAGAGAGCCCGCGGCCCACAGUAACUGUAGAGAGCCCGCGGCCCACAGUAACUGUAGAGAGCCCGCGGCCCACAGUAACUGUAGAGAGCCCGCGGCCCACAGUAACUGUAGAGAGCCCGCGGCCCACAGUAACUGUAGAGAGCCCGCGGCCCACAGUAACUGUAGAGAGCCCGCGGCCCACAGUAACUGUAGAGAGCCCGCGGCCCACAGUAACUGUAGAGAGCCCGCGGCCCACAGUAACUGUAGAGAGCCCGCGGCCCACAGUAACUGUAGAGAGCCCGCGGCCCACAGUAAAUGUAGAGAGCCCGCGGCCCACAGUAAAUGUAGAGAGCCCGCGGCAGUACUGUAGCUUGAAAUGGGCACGGGGUCUAAUUGACUCAACAACCAAAAACACAUUAAGUUUAACUGGAAAAUCUCUAGUUAUUUCAGGAAGUUAGCUUUUAAAGUUCUAAAUGACGUUUUAAAGUUCUAAAUGACGUUACACAAUUCUAAAUGACGUUUUAAAGUUCUAAAUGACGUUACACAAUUCUAAAUGACAUUAAAGUUGUAAACAGAUCCAUAGCCCCCCCCCC
Molecule: messenger RNA, 1081 nt
Organism: Oncorhynchus mykiss (rainbow trout)
Lineage: Eukaryota; Metazoa; Chordata; Actinopteri; Salmoniformes; Salmonidae
Source: RefSeq, a predicted model, not a curated record